AUGCUUGCCACUGCAGAGCACCCAGUACACAACAUCGCCAAGGUCGGCUUCGGUACGGGAACGAACGAGCUCUAUUGUCGUGCUUGGCCCUCGUACCAGCCUGCCACCCUCUCCCACAUCCGCAAUGCCCUUGCAGCCUCUGCCCCACUCAACACUGUCGAGAUCGGUGCGGGCACCGGCAUCUUCACCCGUGCGCUCCUCGCCCACCCAGACUGGUCCCACUCCGUGAACCAGCUCCGCGCCCUCAAGCCGUCCGAAGGCAUGCGCGACGUCUUCGCAAAGUUCGUACAUAACCCCCGCGUCUCCAUCGCCGAGGGAACCUUCGACUCCACCGGCGUCGACAACAGAUGGGCCAACCUCAUCGUCAUCACCCAGGUGCGUUUCCCCACUUUCGCAUAUAUGCAUGCCCACACGGGCUCCCCCCACACCCGCGUUCGUGCUCUUGGACAGGACAACAUGCAUCGUCGUCAGCUGACGGAUCAGAUCAUUGCGACCGCCCUUCCUGAGUCCACAGACCCCGAUGAUGUGUUCGUAACUGGGAAGGUGUUCUUGAUGGCAGACCUUCCCAUUGAGUUGAUCGAGCUGCUCGAGAAGCUCAUCCUCGAGCCUUCACCAUUCAGCGACAAUCGCAACCUCCAGAACUUGAUGAACUACGAUAUCGCUGAGAUUGCCAAGAUUGCGACUGACCAUGGCCUGUACGAGGAGGCAUUCCUCAUAUACAAGAAGUAUGAGCAGCACGCCAUGGCCAUCAACGCGCUCGUCGAGCAUAUCGUCUCCCUGGACUGCGAUGUCGAAUAUGCCAUCAAAGUCAACAGGCCCAAGGUGUGGAGCAGGCUGGCGAAGGCACAGCUCGACGGUCUGCAAAUCAAGGAUGCCAUCGAUUCGUACAUCAAGGCUGAGGAUCCCUCGAACUACGCCAAAGUCAUCGAGAUUGCUAGUCACGCAGGUAAGCACGACGACCUCACCAAGUACCUCCAAAUGGCGCGCAAGACUCUGCGCGAGCCUAAGAUCGACACGGAGUUGGCGUAUGCCUAUGCGAAGACCGAUCGUCUGCACGAUAUGGAGGACUUCUUGGCUAUGACGAAUGUUGCCGACAUUCUUGAGGUCGGAGAGAAGUGUUUCGAGGACGAACUUUACCAGGCGGCGAAGUUGCUCUUCACAAGUAUCUCCAAUUGGGCCCGGCUUGUAACGACGCUCAUCUAUCUCGGUGAGAACUAUCUGCAAGAACAACCGACUCUCCUAACAGAUCUGCUGACCGUCUUGAUUCCUCGUAUUGACCAUGUCCGCGUCGUGAGGAUGUUCAGCCAGAUGGACUACAUCCCCCUCGUCCGCUCAUAUCUUAUCGCUGUGCAACAUCUGAACAUCGAGGCCGUCAAUGAUGCGUACAACAACUUGCUCAUCGAGGAGGAAGACUACAUGACAUUGCGGGACUCUAUCGACGGCUUUGACAACUUCAACAACAUUAAACUUGCGCAUGUCUUAGAGAAGCACGAACUGUUGGAGUUCCAUCGACUUGCGGCCCACCUUUACAAGGAGGAGUCGAUUACGUUGUCCAAGGCCGACAAGCUCUACAAGGACACAAUGAUUACGGCAGCCAUGUCCAACUCGACAGAAGUCGCAGAGGAUCUUCUCUCCUACUUCGUCGACAUCGGCAACAAGGAGUGCUUCGCGGCGGCGUUGUACAUCUGCUUCGAUCUGCUUCAUGCAGAUAUCGUGGAGGAACUCUCGUGGCAGCAUGGUCUCAACGACUUCUAUGGCAUGCCGUACAGGAUACAAAACUCGCAGACACUGUGCGCAUACUUGUAA
Molecule: messenger RNA, 1806 nt
Organism: Sparassis crispa
Lineage: Eukaryota; Fungi; Basidiomycota; Agaricomycetes; Polyporales; Sparassidaceae
Exons: 8
Coding region: 1-1806 (601 amino acids)
Biological process (GO): intracellular protein transport; Golgi to endosome transport; receptor-mediated endocytosis
Cellular component (GO): clathrin complex; actin cortical patch
Molecular function (GO): clathrin light chain binding
Source: RefSeq, a predicted model, not a curated record